Messenger RNA from Galleria mellonella (greater wax moth), 2454 nucleotides. RefSeq names its product inositol-trisphosphate 3-kinase B (gene IP3K2). The record is from RefSeq and is a predicted model, not a curated record. Gene Ontology annotation, molecular function: inositol-1,4,5-trisphosphate 3-kinase activity; inositol tetrakisphosphate kinase activity. The transcript has 8 exons. The coding region runs from base 226 to 1908 and encodes 560 amino acids. Lineage: Eukaryota; Metazoa; Arthropoda; Insecta; Lepidoptera; Pyralidae. Gene Ontology annotation, biological process: inositol phosphate biosynthetic process. Gene Ontology annotation, cellular component: nucleus; cytoplasm.
CAAAGAGUGUAGUCUUUCUAUGUAACGCGCGUUCGCCGGUCGUGUUCGGUGCAAACUCAGUUGUUUGACUUUACUCGAUUGUUUUAUAGUGUGAUUUAUGUGUGUGUUUGUGCUAACGGUACACAGGGAAUAGCGGUCACUCUCGGCAGAGUUGAGAUCGAUUUGAAAUGACCAUUGAAUUACUACAAGAAUAAAUAUAAAACAAGAGGAUAUUAUAAUAGCAAAAUGCCACGUCUAGAGCAGCCUCCGCCCGAAGACUUCCGCCGAGUGCUCCGCGAGAAAGCACUAAGUCACAGCCUGUUCUAUUUGAAGCUCGGCGCAGGAGUAGCACCGGAACACGCGCGGGAGCCGACGCUACCACCACGCCGGUCUAGCACCAGUGCGGUUGCGCGCGCGCCGACGAAUGGCCGCGUGCCCAGACAUGCGCAGCCCCGUGUUUCCGAGCUACUCAAGCGGUUUGAACCAGGUCCGAUGCAGUAUUUACGCCCACCGCGGGCCAGUUCACCCCAGGAAGACAUAUCCUCGUCGGACGAUGACGACAGAGCGGCCGUCAGGCGACGAAGCCGCGAUCUGAGUGACGACUCCGCUGUGGAACUCGACACGCGGAGGAGGCAUUCCCACCCGAGGGAUAUCACGCCGCCCCCAGAUGUUAUGUCUCCUAGAAGGGAGAGAACCUUGGUCGAAGCUCAUGUGGUGGAGCUAGGCCGGAGGGGCAGCGAGGGCUGUGAGACCAGAGGCAGAUGUGUCAGAACUCCUAGCGUGGUGGUGAGCGAUUACUCCGAUGGGGUGGUGGCAGUGGGUGCGACCGAGGAGGAGGUGGAUUGGCUCAGGUCAAGGUCUCUGUCUGCCGACUCUGCUUGUUCGUCAUGUUCCACGCUGUCGAGUCGCGAGGAUGACGAGUUCGAGUCACCGACUAUGACAAAAAAGCAAUCGGAAAGAUGGCGCAAACUCCGAAAUAUUGUGCAGUGGACUCCCUUCUUCCAAACGUACAAGAAGCAGAGGUACCCGUGGAUUCAGUUGGCUGGUCAUCAAGGGAACUUCAAAGCUGGCCCCGACCAAGGCACCAUACUGAAGAAGCUGUGUCCACAAGAAGAAACAUGUUUCAAAUUGCUGAUGAAAGACAUCCUUCGUCCGUUUGUUCCUGAGUACAAAGGGCAGGUCAAGUGCGAAGAUGGAGAACUAUAUUUACAAUUGCAAGACCUCCUCAGCGACUUCGAUUGUCCUUGUGUUAUGGACUGCAAAAUCGGCGUCCGAACAUAUUUAGAAGAAGAACUUGCAAAAGCGAAAGAGAAGACUAAAUUAAGAAAAGAUAUGUACGAAAAAAUGAUCCAGAUUGAUCCAAAAGCGCCAUCAGAUGAGGAACAUAGAAGCAAAGGCGUCACUAAACCUCGUUACAUGAUUUGGCGGGAGACAAUCAGUUCAACAGCUACAUUAGGGUUCAGAAUAGAUGGAGUGAAGAAGGCUGAUGGGACUAGUUCAAAAGACUUCAAGACCACCAAAACUAGAGACCAGAUUACAGAUGCAUUUAAAGAGUUCACUAGUAACUGUUCCAAUGCUGCGACGAGAUACUUAGAAAGAUUGUUGAAUAUACGCGCGACGCUGCAAGAAUCGCACUUCUUCAAGACACACGAACUGAUCGGCAGUUCCCUACUCUUCGUUCACGACAAAAGACGAGCUUCCAUCUGGAUGAUAGACUUUGCUAAGACUGUUUCUGUGCCCGAAGAUAUCAAUAUUGAUCAUAACACCACUUGGAAAGUUGGCAACCACGAAGAUGGGUAUCUUAUAGGGUUGAACAACCUGAUAUCUAUAUUUGAAUCUUUGAUUAAAGAUGGCAAUGGGAAUAUUGACCAGUGCUAUGCAAAUUUGAGUUUGGAUAAAGACAUGAGACAGGAUACGUUAGCUACUUGAUCUUUAUAGACUGAAAAUCUCUUUGUGAGUAAUUGACAUUUAUGACAAACACAUCGUGGUAUUCCCCUCAGCAGUGCCAAAACUGCUUCGUAUUGUUUGACACGACAUAGAAUUUCUACGUUAAGUUCAAUACGAUGUUUAAUAUUUAAAUUGAUUGUUAUUUGUAAAUAAGCUUAUAGAAGAUACCAUUUUGUAUUAUUAAGUUGUUAUAUAAUACUCAUAAUGUUAUAUAGAAUUGCACCACCAGCACUUUAUUAGUUUUAUACAAUGGUUUUGUAGCAAAAUAAUCAAAGUAAAAAUUGUAAAUAAGAUAUAGUUAGAAAAAGUUAAAAGGAAUUUGAUAGAUCAAAAUGUGUAGAGUAUUAACUUUGAUAGAACUUCGUUAAUCAUAGAAAAUCGUAGGCUUUCCACAAACUAAUGAAGUUCGACUUGCUUAAUUUGGUUACAAGUACACUAUAUUAGUGUAAUGAAUACCUAGUUAAAUAAUUGUUAUUAUAAUAAAUAUCUGGUGGUAUUAAUUAAAAAUAUAAUAUUAAUAACAGCUAA